AUGGAUUCAAAUAUUAAUGAUUUUCCCAUUCAAAAUGCAAUAAAAGAAAAUAAUAUAAAUCUAGCAAAACAAUUAAUUUUAGAAAAUCCCAAAAAUUUAUAUAUAAAAGAUUUAGAUGAUAGAACUCCAUUGCAUUGGGCAGUUUCAAUCAAUAAUACCGAGCUAGUUAAAUUUAUAAUUGAUUUAAAACCCGAGGUCAAUAUUGAUGAAUAUGUAGAUUUAAGUGGUUGGUCACCAUUACAUAUAUCUUCAUCUUUAGGAAAUAUUGAAAUUUUAAAUUUAUUUAUGAAUAUGUCAAAUCCACCAGAUAUAAAUUCAAAAACUAAUUUAGGUAUAACUCCAUUACAUUUAUCUAUAUCGAAAAAUCAUUUAUCUUAUGUUCGUACAUUAAUAAAUGAAUAUGGAGCAAAUUAUAAAAUAAAAGAUAAAAAAGGAUAUACUCCAUUAAUUAGAGCUUCAUCAAUAGGUUCAAUACCAAUAGUGCAAGAACUACUUGCUCAAAAGAAUAUAUCAGUUAAUGCUACAGAUAAUGAUGGUUGGACAAGUUUACAUCAUGCAUUAGCUGAAGGUCAUGGUGAUUGUGCAGUAUAUUUAGUUGAAAAAGGAGGAGUAGAUUUUAAUUUAACAAAUAAUGAAGAUUUAAAACCUAUUCAAGUUAGUGUUGAUGAAAAAGUUGCAAAAUAUUUUAAAGAUCAUGUUGAUUAUAAAAUUAAAGAAAUUGAGUAA
Messenger RNA from Lodderomyces pseudojiufengensis, 726 nucleotides. RefSeq lists its product as uncharacterized. Lineage: Eukaryota; Fungi; Ascomycota; Pichiomycetes; Serinales; Debaryomycetaceae. The record is from RefSeq and is a predicted model, not a curated record. Gene Ontology annotation, molecular function: protein binding. Bases 1 to 726 code for a protein of 241 amino acids. The transcript has a single exon.